Molecule: messenger RNA, 1176 nt
Organism: Dissoconium aciculare CBS 342.82
Lineage: Eukaryota; Fungi; Ascomycota; Dothideomycetes; Mycosphaerellales; Dissoconiaceae
Exons: 4
Coding region: 136-1080 (314 amino acids)
Source: RefSeq, a predicted model, not a curated record
GCCAUUUCCUCAUGCGCCGACACUCAAAGGGCCAUCUAUCAUUCCAUGACUGCAUAACGACCAAAGGAAACCAAGCAAUGCAUACAUACACAUUUUGAAGAUUGAGAAACAGUGGCGUAGUCUGAAGCUCUCAUCAUGUCCAAGCUAUCUGAGCCACUGAAAGCUCUCAUCAACGCGGCUCAUGCUCGACCUAAUACCGUCCCGGCACCUACACACAUUGCCACAGUGUACAGUAAUAUCGCCAAUGCAUCGCGAGAGAAGAACGUCGGGCUCCCUGCAUGGCUGUGUGCGUCGACUGCUGCGACCAUGACUAUGAACUCGCCCGACUCGUUGCUGGAAUUAUAUCGUCUCGCUUCUAUGCCCGAACAUCAGACGGGCGAUUCACGUAAUCACCCUUUGUUGGUCGCAGAGCUGAUGCGUGAGGCUGGGUUGAAAUGUAUCGGACUCAAUGGUAUUCCUCGGACUAUCAAUAUGCUCGGAGCUUUCUACAAUGGUCUACCCAAUGCUGUUCAAAAAGACCUACAAAAGCGUCAACCGCGAAGAAAACUAUCUUCAUCCACAAUUAAACCAACCACAACCCGCGGGAACGCCCUUUGGGACAGCAUCUACCACCCCGUCACCGACAAGCUCACACGUAAACUCGCUCAGUCCCACCCGGACCUACCCAUCUUCAUCAUCGAAGGCGCAUACGGCGCACUCUUUUCCGACCCACCACACAGCAACGACAAUCGAAACACCACCACCUCUUCCUCCACCACAUCAGCAUCAACAGAACCUUCCCCUCCAAAUAUCGGCCGCGUCCUCACAUCCGUCCUCGCCAUCGCCUGCCUUCGUGCACAAACCGGCGUCGGUCCACAGAUCGUCAGCCACGUUUUUGGAUUGCGCAAAGCGUUCGAGGACGGAACCGCAGCGCGAGAGGACGAGAUCCUGGGCGGCAAGUGGCUGGCGAGUGAUGAGGGGAGUAUUUGGUUGUUGCAGCAGAUUGACAGUGUGGUUCAGGCAAUCGGCGGCGACAGAGGCACGACGUUCGCGCAGGGCUUUGGCGGCGAUGUUGGUGGAGCUGUCAAGGCGAAGUUAUAGCACCCAUGUGGGAUAUUGUACGCAUGUGGCAUGUUGCGGUGUGGUGCAUCAUUUCUGUGACGAGCACGGAAAAGUUCCACAUAGCAAUGUUGUCGU